Molecule: messenger RNA, 2061 nt
Organism: Macroventuria anomochaeta
Lineage: Eukaryota; Fungi; Ascomycota; Dothideomycetes; Pleosporales; Didymellaceae
Product: protein disulfide isomerase
Exons: 2
Coding region: 124-1860 (578 amino acids)
Biological process (GO): response to endoplasmic reticulum stress; protein folding
Cellular component (GO): endoplasmic reticulum
Molecular function (GO): protein disulfide isomerase activity
Source: RefSeq, a predicted model, not a curated record
CUGCAGUUAUAAACUCGCUGCCCACCGCCUCAGCUCUUCCCUCUCACUCCACUGCCGCAGAGGUUCUUCAACCCCCACCUCUUACACCCCCAUAUACCCAAUUGCAACUUCAAAUCCGCCACAAUGAAGUGCUCCACCAUCUGCGCUGCGUUCUUCGCCGCCGUCGUCGCGGCCUCUUCAGAUGUCGUUCAGCUGAAGACGGACACAUUCAAGGAGUUCGUCCAGGAGAACGACCUUGUCCUCGCAGAGUUCUUCGCACCAUGGUGCGGCCACUGCAAGGCCCUCGCCCCUGAGUACGAGACUGCUGCCACCACACUUAAGGAGAAGGACAUCAAGCUCGUCAAGGUCGACUGCACAGAAGAGCAGGAUCUCUGCCAAGAGUACGGUGUAGAGGGCUACCCCACCUUGAAGGUCUUCCGUGGCCUCGACAACAUCUCGCCCUACGGCGGUCAGCGCAAGGCUGACUCUCUGAUCUCAUACAUGACCAAGCAGGCUCUGCCCGCUGUCUCUGAGGUCACCAAGGACACCCUCGAGGAGUUCAAGACCGCCGACAAGGUCGUCCUUGUCGCCUACUUCGCCGCCGACGACAAGGCCUCCAACGAGACCUUCAACUCGGUCGCCAACGGUCUCCGCGACAACUACCUCUUCGGUGCCACCAACGAUGCCGCCCUCGCCAAGGCUGAGGGUGUCGAGCAGCCCGGUCUCGUCCUCUACAAGUCGUUCGACGACGGCAAGGACGUCUUCACUGAGAAGUUCGAGGCUGAGGCCAUCAAGUCCUUCGCUUCCGUCGCUGCCACUCCUCUCAUCGGCGAGGUUGGCCCUGAGACAUACGCUGGUUACAUGGCUGCUGGCAUUCCCCUCGCAUACAUCUUCGCUGAGACUCCUGAGGAGCGCGAGCAGCUUGCCAAGGACCUGAAGCCCCUCGCUGUCAAGCACAAGGGCGCCAUCAACUUCGCUACCAUCGACGCCACUGCCUUCGGCCAGCACGCUGGUAACCUCAACCUCAAGCCCGGCACAUGGCCCGCCUUCGCCAUCCAGCGCACCGACAAGAACGAGAAGUUCCCCUACGACCAGGACCUUAAGAUCAACGAGAAGGAGAUCGGUACUUUCGUCGAGGAUUUCCUCGCUGGCAAGGCCGAGCCUUCCAUCAAGUCCGAGCCCAUCCCAGAGUCUAACGACGGCCCCGUCACCGUCAUUGUCGCCAAGAACUACAAGGACGUUGUCAUCGAUAACGAUAAGGACGUUCUCGUUGAGUUCUACGCUCCUUGGUGCGGCCACUGCAAGGCUCUUGCUCCCAAGUACGAGGAGCUUGGCCAGGCUUACGCCUCUUCUGAGCUCUCUAAGCUCGUGACCAUCGCUAAGGUUGACGCCACCGCCAACGACGUUCCCGACGAGAUCCAGGGCUUCCCUACCAUCAAGCUCUUCCCCGCUGGCAAGAAGGACGCCCCCAUCGACUACUCCGGCUCCCGCACUGUUGAGGACCUCGCCCAGUUCAUCAAGGAGAACGGUUCCCACAAGGCUGCCGGUGUCUUCGCUGAGGCCGCUGAUGCCGUCGAGGAGGGUGCUGAGGAGCUUGCUGAGCAGGCUAAGGCCGCCAGCGAGUCCGGCAAGUCUGGUGCUGAGGAGGCCACAAAGUCCGCCAAGUCUGGCGCGUCCGAGGCUUCCAAGUCUGCCACAUCCGGUGCAUCCGAGGCCUCCAAGUCUGCUUCGUCUGGCGCAUCUGAGGCUACCGAGUCCGCUUCCAGCGCUGCCUCCGGUGCCGCUUCCUCAGUCAAGUCGGCUGCUUCUGGCGUCGCUGAGGCUGUCAAGAGCGCUGCCGCCGGUGUCGUUGGUGACGAGGAGAUUCACGACGAGUUGUAGAUCUUCCCUUCCGCCUCCUGUCUUUUAGCGAUUGUUUAGUUGGUUUGAUAUCCUCUACGACGUCUUUCUUUUACAAGACGGGGAUGGAUAAAAGCUUGUAACGAUUUACAUGGGUCAUGUGCAAGUACCUAUUCUUCUUGGGUCAGGUUAGGAUAUCAUGGGUAGCUAUAUAGCUCAAUGGAGUUCCGGAUCGAAACGUUC